AUGGCUGAAGCAACUGCCGCCGACGGUCAGAUGAAGGAUCUCAAGAUCUCUGAGGUCAAGAAGAACAAGAAGGAUGGCACCCCCAAGACUGCGGCAAAGAAGCCACAACAACAGAAGAAGAAGAUUGAGGGCGCUGCUCUAAUCGGUAUUGACGUCGCAAAAGAAGCCGACCUUUCAGAAUGGUAUCAGCAAGUUAUCACCAAGGGACAGAUGAUUUCCUACUACGAUGUCGCGGGCUGCUAUAUCUUGGAGCCUGGCAGUUAUGCUAUCUGGGAGAACAUCAAGACAUGGUUCGAUGCCAAGAUCAAGACCCUCAAAGUCCGCAAUGCCUAUUUCCCCAUCUUCAUCAGCUCCGACAAUCUCGAGCGUGAGAAGGAGCAUCUUGAAGGUUUCGCAGCUGAGGUGGCAUGGGUAACUAAAGGCGGCAAGUCUGACCUUGAGAAGCCUGUUGCUGUCCGUCCUACCAGUGAAACGGCCAUGUACCCUCAUUUCGCUCGCAAGAUUCAAUCUCACCGAGAUCUUCCCCUCAAGCUGAACCAGUGGAACAACGUUGUCCGAUGGGAGUUCAAACACCCGAUGCCCUUCAUCCGAUCAAGAGAGUUCCUCUGGCAAGAAGGUCACACGGCGCAUUUGACUCAAGAGCAGGCCACGGAAGAAGUCCUUCAGAUCCUGGACUGGUACGCUGAUGUGUACCAGGAGCUUCUUGCUGUGCCGGUGGUCAAGGGUACUAAGACCGUAAACGAGAAGUUUCCCGGCGCCGACUUCACCACCACCAUUGAGGGCUUCAUUCCCGCCACCGGAAGAGGCAUCCAGGCAGCUACAUCCCAUGCGCUUGGCCAGCAUUUCUCGAAGAUGUUCAACAUCACUGUGGAAGACCCGGCAGCCAAGGAGGCUGGAAAAUCGGAGCAUGUACACGUGUGGCAAAACUCCUGGGGUCUCACCACUCGUUCCAUUGGUGUCAUGAUCCUCACUCACGGUGACAACCGUGGACUAGUUAUCCCUCCACGUGUGGCUGAGAUCCAGGUCGUCAUCAUCCCCGCUGGUGUGACUGCUAAGACCUCUGCCGAAGCAAAGGAGGAUCUUUACAAGAAGGUCGACAACAUCAAGAGCGAUCUCGAGUCUGUGGGCGUUCGCGUCGAGACCGAUCUCAGGGAAGGUUACUCCCCAGGCUUUAAAUUUAACGACUGGGAGAUGAAGGGUAUCCCGCUUCGUAUCGAGUUCGGUCCUAAGGAUGCGGAGAAGGGCCAGGUCACAACCUCUCGCCGUGACAUCGAUGAUAAGACGGCGGCGCGUGGCGAGACUAAGAUUGAAGACCUCAAGGAGGCAAUUCCCAAGCUCCUCGAGCAGAUCCAGAAGGACAUGCUUGCCAAGGCCACAAAGGCCUACGACGAGCACCGCGUCCAGCUCACAAACUGGGAUGAGUUUGUGCCCACCCUCAACGGCAAGAACGUUAUUCUUGUCCCUCACUGCGAGGGCGACAAGUGUGAAGACGAGGUUAAGGCAAAGAGUGCCAGGACGGCACUCGGCGAUGGCGUUGCCGAGGACAAGCAGGCUCCAGCUAUGGGUGCGAAGAGCUUGUGCAUUCCCUUCGACCAACCGGAGGGUAUUAAGGAGGGUGAAACCAAGUGCAUUAACCCUGACUGCAAGGACUUCGCCAAGAAGUGGGUGUUGUUCGGCCGCAGCUACUAG
This is a messenger RNA of Didymosphaeria variabile, 1689 nucleotides long. RefSeq lists its product as uncharacterized. Gene Ontology annotation, molecular function: ATP binding; proline-tRNA ligase activity. Gene Ontology annotation, cellular component: cytoplasm; aminoacyl-tRNA synthetase multienzyme complex. Lineage: Eukaryota; Fungi; Ascomycota; Dothideomycetes; Pleosporales; Didymosphaeriaceae. Gene Ontology annotation, biological process: prolyl-tRNA aminoacylation. The transcript is spliced from 4 exons. Bases 1 to 1689 code for a protein of 562 amino acids. The record is from RefSeq and is a predicted model, not a curated record.